This is a messenger RNA of Plenodomus lingam JN3, 897 nucleotides long. Lineage: Eukaryota; Fungi; Ascomycota; Dothideomycetes; Pleosporales; Leptosphaeriaceae. The record is from RefSeq and is a predicted model, not a curated record.
AUGGCAGCGUCAACAAGCUCCCAGGCAAUCAGUCGAAGCGAGUUCAUCAAGAACAAUCCUCUGAAGAUUCACAGUCUCAUAAAAAGUUUUGCCUGGACGAGAAUAGCACCCGAAGCCGCUCAUACCAGGCCGUCUCACCAUCUUCAACCUCCCCGGCGAGCUGCGCGAUCUCAUCUUCUCCUACACAUUUGGCCAGAUGUCGUGCUACAUUCCACUCGACCCUUUCUACCGCAAUCACCGCUCUCCUUACACCGAAAUCCUACUAUCGUCCGCAAAAGUCUACACGAAGCGCGCAGCUACAUCAAGAAGACGCAAGUCGUGUAUGUACCCGUGAUGAUGGGCAUGAACUGGAGCUACGGCGAGCCUACAAACGAGUACCCCUACCAGCGCGCCACAAAAGAUACCAUGGCCCUUGCCCUCACCGAAAACACAAACACUCACUUCCACUUGCACGUGGAUGUCCUGCGAACAUCAGACUACAACCUGGACGCGCUCCUGGCCUCACUCACGCAGGCUAUUGAAGUCUUUUGCGCACACUCCUGGAAUGGAAUCUGCACAUCAAACACGAGCUCUGUGAACGCCGUGCCGUCACGGACUGGGAGCUUCGCUACUAUGUCCCGACGGGGCAGGCAGGCGUUUGGCGAUGAGCUCCAGUGUGUUUCGCGACAUAGGAGACCAGGGACCGAACUGUGGCCCAAUGUGCACUUCGACCCGGCGGCACACCACGCUGCCAAUCGCAAGGAGUACAUAAGCAGACAAAUUCCGAGCAGGGCGAACCAUAAGCGUGCUAUGAGAUUCCUGAAGAAUCAAGAGAAGAAGUAUGGAGUCCGUCGCGAAAAGACGCCUGAGGACCAGGAAGAGGAUCGCUUGUGUCCUGGGAAGAUGCUGCUUGGCUAG